CAAAAGCAUGGACAAGGGAGCAGUGGCAGCAGCAGCGAGAGGGAGAGAGCGAGCCAAGUGAAUGCCAUAGCUGGUGCUGGCGCCAGGUGGAGGCCUCUCAUCAUCAGCCUCAGCAGCAUCACCGUCGGCCGCCCAUGUACGGUGGUGUCCCCUUCCUCUCCCCUUUCAAACCCUCUCCCUCGUCGGCGCCAUCCUGCAUCGCGCCAGCUUACGCGGCGCCAGCUGCCAACCCCUCCUCCACCUCCCCCCCUCCCUCCUCCUCCUCCUCCUCUUCUGUGCCGUGUGAUCUCUCCAUCUCCUUCCCUCCCACCAUCACUCCUCUUCCCAUUCUUUUGCCGUCCAAUCCGAUCGCCGCCGUCGAGGGCGUUGGCGAUGACGCUCUUACUGCCAUCGCCCUGGGGACCCACCCGCUGCUGGGGUCGCUUCUCGCCCAGGUAUCACGAGUCAUAAUUUUACCGCCCAACAUUCUCUUCUUCCUCCUCAAUAAUUGAUUAAUCGUGGCCGGGUGAAAAAGCCCGUUUGUCCGCUCGUGGGGAUGCUGGCGGCGUGUGACGAAGAGGAGGACGGCGGCGAUGAGUGGGGGUCCCACUUCAACGUCUCUCUGCGGCGGCCGGAGCAGGGAUGGUGGCUGCUCCUCCCAAACUGACACCAACCUCGAGGUCUCUUCCCUCCGCGAUUAGCAGUUUACUUCUGAUGGUGGCCAAGAUGGCUAGGGAUCAAUUCACUAAGGAGAUCUCUUUCAGGACGGAUGAUAAGGAUAUUUCUCUUGCCAAGGCUUUGUUACUUGUUGCUGCUGAAGAUGAAGCUGUAUUGACUUCUAAUCAAGAUAUGGAUUCACAUUCUCUCAGAAAUGAAAGGAAUGAUGCUACCUUGCCAUACAAGUCCCAUCUGGAAUGCAAUGUUGUGGAUGAAAUUUCUUUAGCUGGCAAGAGCAUGCAUGGGUGGUUAAAUGAAUUGGAUAUAAUAGCAAGAGAAGUGGAAGCAGAGUUAAUUUCAAGAGAUAUUGGCUGCCAUUUGAUGGAGAUAUUUGAGGCUGUAAACACUGUUCUUUUUGGAAUUAGAGGCUUCAAAAGAUUUCCUGUGCUUGUAGAUCCGAAGUUUUCAUACAUGCACACUGUACUUAGCUCUGGAUGUGGCAGUGCUAUCAUGAUUAGCAUCAUUUACAUUGAAGUCUGUCGAAGACUUGGUGUUAGUAUAGUGGGUUCACGAGUUGGGGAAGAUUUUUUGAUUUGGCCUGAGACAGAGAACCCUGAGGAACUUUUUAGAGCUUCUUCAGGACAUAGUUUGUUGGCCAUAAUUAAUGGCAGAUGUGUGGAGGAUCCUAGAUCAAAAGCUUCGGACUUGGACAGCAAAUCACUUUUGGGGCUUGAUAUUGCGAGUAAUAGAGAUAUUAUUGGGAUUGCUUUAGCUAAUAUGAUUAGGCUUCACUGGAAACGAGCAUCGAGGUUGAACCAUGGGCUGAUGCUGACUUCCCCACUGCGACCUGUUUAUGCUGUGAAUGAGAAAGCUAGUACGAUGGCAAGUUCAAAAAGUCUAUUGCUGCGGCCGCUGGAGCUAAGAUUGGCUACCAUGGCUGCCGAGAGACUGUUGAUUCUGAAACCUGAUAAUUGGACUCUGAGGAGAGACCACGGCAUGCUUUUAUACUAUGGCAGGAGGUACGCAGAAGCUGUCCAGGAACUCAGCAUCUGCAUGGCCUUUGCUCCUGUCGAGGAGGCAGAAGUUCUGGAGCGAUUUGUUGAGAAGUUGCAUCUGUUGCGGCUCGAAUCAUCAUGGAAAUCUCUAGAGCAGCUGACCCACUAACAUCCCCUCGAUGUAUCUGUGGAGUUUGUUAUCAAACAUGUUGAUGCAGCCCCGCAGAUAUGAUCAAAGUUUUGGACAGUCCAAACGCUAGUUUUUUCUUUCUUCUCCGAUAACAUAUAUGACUUGUAGAGCAUCAGGAAGCUAGAUGGAGGGUGCGUAAUGGCUAGAUGGUAUUUCUCAGUCUGUGAACCUCCCAGCUGUAAUAGUGGCGAGAUUUAUCAACUUGAAACGUUGUUAGAUAAACCAGUUUGUGGCACCCUCAUCUGAACAGCUAAUAUUGCACGAAUCUUUUUUUAUUGUUGUGUUA
Elaeis guineensis (African oil palm) is the source of this 2107-nucleotide messenger RNA. NCBI's taxonomy places the organism in Eukaryota, Viridiplantae, Streptophyta, Magnoliopsida, Arecales, Arecaceae. The record is from RefSeq and is a predicted model, not a curated record.